AAAAACGCACGUUUUUCACGUGUCACUUGGUCAUAUUUUCCGGAGUGAGGAUAAUGUAUAAGCUUUUCCAAUUACUGUAAUGAAAGUUACAUUUGGUUCAGAAUUAAGAUGUAAAACAGACCCCCGUAAUGUCCCAUGGUAAUACUUAGUGAUUGCACAGCUAGAAUAUAGAGAUAGCUUCUCUUGGUAAAUAAUAGACACGUAACAAUAGAUCAAAAACAAAAAUCGGGAGAUUAGUUUCUGCUUUUUCUGUUGUAGAUCUACCUAAACAUUAGGAUAUAAUCAUGUCAGACGAUGAGAAGGAAGCGAAUAUGAUGGAGCCUCCAUCAGUGGAUAUUCCUCUAAAUGAACGCGUAAAUGAUAAAUCUCGGCGUUCCAGCGGAGCAUCAUCGGCGUCUACGUCUUCUUUUGAGGAUUUAAACGUAAUCCGUCUAAAUAACACGCGACGGCGUUCUGGACAAUCAUACCACAGUGACAUAAGUGACGGACCCGCAACGGUAGAAGUCGCGCAAAUAAAGUCGCCAGUAAUUGAUACGGGAUCACCAAGCACCGCACCGGCAUCACCAAGAGCUAUGCUAGCUUUCAAAAAGUCAUCAAUUGAAGAACAACCGGUUUUGACACAUAAUUCAUCACCAUCGAUGUCGCCGAACCUGCAAUCUACUCGUGCCAGCACUCAUAGCGUGUCUCCGAAACCAAACGCAAAGACUAAACAAGCAACUAAAACGAAAACAAAAACUAAACCAAUAAACAUGAAGGGAAAGAAAAGUAAAAUACCAGAAAACAGAGAUCCCGAGGAUGUAAAUGGCAUAGUAAAGAUUGAUUUUGAAGAGAUUUUUGCGGAACCGGAGGGAACGUACAGUUUUGGAACCAUCUGGGGCGCGACCUAUCGGAUUUUCACCGACACAAAGCUUUGGUGUUACAAAUUUCUGUCAGCGCUUUGUGGUGUUCCUUGCGCUUUGUGCUGGGGUCUCCAUUUUGCGUGCCUUUCAUUUUGCAUGAUUUGGUAUUACCAGCCAAGCAUCCGGAGUUUCUCCAUUCAAGUGAAACCAUUACAGAAAGUGUACGGAGUGUUAGUUCAUUCCUUUAUUGAGCCUUGUUUUGCUGCUGCUGGAAAAUUGUUUAGCAGCAUAAAAGUGCAUAAUUCGAACGAUUGAGCGAUAAAGAGUGCAUAUUUUCUUUCUUUUAUAAAACAGGCUAUAACUUCUUGGGGAUAAGUGCAAUUUUAUAUCGACUCUCAUCUACAUCGCUGUCAUCUUUAGAUUAGUUAUAUAUAUAUUUACAUUUUUAGAUAUUUAUAUUGUGAUGUUUGUUUUUUAAAUUUUGCAAUAACAUUUUCUUUCAUUGAGAUGUCUUCUUCUUAUAUAAUAAGAGAAUAAAACAAAACAUUUUUGUCUUAA
Messenger RNA from Ruditapes philippinarum (Manila clam), 1397 nucleotides. Its product is annotated as caveolin-1-like. The record is from RefSeq and is a predicted model, not a curated record. The transcript is spliced from 2 exons. Gene Ontology annotation, biological process: caveola assembly. Gene Ontology annotation, molecular function: molecular adaptor activity. Gene Ontology annotation, cellular component: caveola. NCBI's taxonomy places the organism in Eukaryota, Metazoa, Mollusca, Bivalvia, Venerida, Veneridae. The coding region runs from base 285 to 1154 and encodes 289 amino acids.